UAUAUUUUUGCAUAAUAUUAAACAAGAAAAAUAAGAAGAAAAAGACAAUGUCAUUCACAGGAACUUUGGAUAAAUGCAAAGCUUGCGAUAAGACUGUUUAUUUCGUCGAUUUAUUGUCUGUUGAUGGGAUUACUUAUCAUAAAUCUUGCUUUAGAUGCAGCCAUUGUAAAGGCACUCUUUCGAUGAAUAGCUACUCAUCUAUGGAUGGAGUACUUUACUGCAAGCCUCACUUUGAACAACUUUUCAAAGAAUCUGGAAACUUUAGCAAGAACUUUCAAACAUCGAAACCAGAUAGAGAAAACACGUCAAGGACUCAAAGCAAAUUCUCAUCUAUGUUCUCUGGUACCCAAGACAAAUGUAGACAAUGUAACAAAACUGUCUACCCACUCGAAAAGGUGACGAUGGAAGGUGAACCGUAUCAUAAAUCGUGCUUUAAAUGUGCUCAUGGAGGCUGCCCUCUUACACACUCAUCAUAUGCUGCCCUUGAUGGUGUUCUGUACUGCAAACAUCAUUUUGCUCAACUCUUUAUGGAGAAAGGAAAUUACACUCAUGUCCUUGAGGCCGCAAAUAGAAAGAGUAACGUAAAGCCUGAGGAUGUCGCACCCGAGCCACCACCACCAGAGGAGGAAGGUGGCGGAGAUGGAGGAGGAGAACCAGCAGCAACGGAUGAGGAUGAUAGCCAACCAGAGCCACCGCCCGAGGAAGAGCAACCACAGGAAGAGGAGCAGUCCUAAAUAUACGCGUAUACUUUAUAUAUACACACACAUAUAUCUUGGUUUCUUUGUCAAUGUAACUUUAUCA
Messenger RNA from Erigeron canadensis, 801 nucleotides. RefSeq names its product LIM domain-containing protein PLIM2b-like. NCBI's taxonomy places the organism in Eukaryota, Viridiplantae, Streptophyta, Magnoliopsida, Asterales, Asteraceae. The transcript is spliced from 5 exons. Gene Ontology annotation, biological process: actin filament bundle assembly. The record is from RefSeq and is a predicted model, not a curated record. Gene Ontology annotation, molecular function: actin filament binding. Gene Ontology annotation, cellular component: plasma membrane; actin cytoskeleton. The coding region runs from base 48 to 734 and encodes 228 amino acids.